Messenger RNA from Stylophora pistillata, 2832 nucleotides. RefSeq lists its product as uncharacterized. NCBI's taxonomy places the organism in Eukaryota, Metazoa, Cnidaria, Anthozoa, Scleractinia, Pocilloporidae. The record is from RefSeq and is a predicted model, not a curated record.
UUGUGUUGCCUGUAGCAACCUGGACACGGUAUUAUGGCGGUCGUAAACUAUUCUUCCACACGUUAUGUUUAGCCACUUUUGGCGCACACCACGUCUGAAACACUAUUGAUCCCAUGGCGAUAAGAGUGGAACUAGAUCAAUUAUUGAAUCUUUCCCUGGGUACUCCCGAGCUCGGAGCAGUAAACUUCAACAUUCUUCAUGGAGUAUUACGAGAGAUUCUCAGUCAUCUAGGUAUAGAAAAGAAAGAAAAAGAAAUCGAAGAUAAUGGGCAUUUCAAAGCAGCAUUUUCACUACUUAAAACCAAACAAGAAAGUCUCCAAAAUGGGGAUAAAGGUGAAGAUGUCGAACGCUCUACUGGAGGAAGAGGAAAUACCGAUAAAAUACCUUUCCCUGUUGCCGCAUUAUCUGCACCAUUUCAGAGUAGUUUGGAGUCUAAAGUAGCGAGUAUCGAGAAAAGGUUGGACGUUUUGGACGAUUUGCCUAGUAACGCCGAAAUUCUUCAACGUGCUAAGCAAAAGAAGGAUGGUAGAACACCUGUUGGUGAUAUGUGGCAAUUUAUAAACAUCAACAGGAGACUUGGUGCCACCGAAACUGGCAUUGAUAAGCUUACCAGUCUUUUAGACACUAUGAUGAAAGAAGUAAGUGAUGUCAAGGAAACUGCUGCAGAAAUUGAUGAGUUAAAGAAUAAGUUAGCAAAGUUGGAAAAACUGAAUUCAAGUUUGAGUGAAAGAAUUUCAGCUUUGGAGAGUGUAGACAACUCAGAGGAAAGAAAGAAAAUGGAAGAUUUGCUGAAGGAGAUGCAAAAUCUGAAGAAGCAAGUCGAUGGACUUCCUACCAUGGAUGAUCUCAACAAUUUGGAUAUUUAUGUCAAAUGGCCUCAGCUUGAAGAAGCUUUAAAUGCUAGAAGGAGUCGCACUCCAUCUGCAAAGUCUAGAGCUUCAACCCCCAAAGCAAGAACCCCCACUCCCCCACCACCAAGGACACCCAGUCCUCCUCACCCCUCCCCUGAGGCACUGGAAGCAUUGAGGCAAAUAGGAGAGCUAAUGGAUAAACAUGAAGUGCUUGUUGAACAAGUGGAUACUUUAGAGGAACAAAUGCCUAAAAAGGCUAACCUUGAGGAUAUGGAAGAACUGAGGAAAAGACCUGAUGUUCCAGAUGAUAUUCUGGAUCAACUUAAGCUGUUAAAGGAUGGACUUGAUGCAAUAAAUAGAUGGAAAGAGGAGAAAACCAUUCCAGCUGACCUGGAAUCUCAAUUAGCAUCUCUGAGGGAAGGACUGUCAUUACUCAACAAUAACAAGCAACAGAUUGAAAGCAUGAAAGAACAGCUCCAAAGUCUGAAGAAAGUGUCUGAUAUGCUGAGCUACCACAAUGAAAAGCUUCCAAUGAUUCCUGAUGAUUUAUUGGACCAACUUAAUAAGCUUAAGUACUUGGAAAAGACCGUCACUCAAAUGAAAGAGUUAAACGAUCAGUUACCGUCAAGGCUGCAGCGCAUUGAAGAUCGACUAAAAGAAGAUACCGAACGUGAAAUCAGGACUUUAAGAGAUGGUCUCCGCCUACUUAACAACCAAUUAGAAAAGUACAAGAAGACGAGAGAAACAACUCCUAAUAGUGCGUCUUCUGGGAAAGGACAGGAUGGUGACGCGCUCAGUGCUUUAAGGAGCAUGCUAACUGAACUACAAGGAGAACAGGAAAAACUGAACAGUACCACAAAAGAACUUAUAGAGGAACACAACAGGAAACAGAAACAUAUUGACGCUUUGUACACGUACGCUGACAGAUUACAAGAGGUUAAAGCUGACAAAGAACAGGUUGCCAUGGAAAUGGACGUGAAAGACGAUAAACGUUCAUUGGAUAACUUAAUAAGUCGGAGCAAAUUUGACCAGAGUAUAGGUGGCUUGGAACAGUCACUACAGGAGCUCUUAAAUCGACUGGACGGACAGGAAUCAUCAUUAACCGAUGCCUUGGCUCGACUUGCAAGCGACAUUGAUCAGAAACUUGAUAGAUUGGAACUGGAUCCACUGAAGGAUUACUUUGAAAAAAAGAUGAAAAGCAUGAAGUGUAAACACGUUGAUUUACCGUUAUCCGAUGAUCCAGCUGCUGGAUUCCGCAAGGCGUUGCUCAGAUUCCAUUGUAUUUCCUGUGACAGACCUGUUGACAUGAUACCCGGCCACCCCAAUCCAGCUCUUCCUCAGACUCCUGGUCUUCCUCCAUCCCGGUCAGGCCGCCCUUACACUACUUUUGAACUUGAUCAAAUACGUCAGAUGCAUCGAGGUGGAUACACUUACGAGCAAGAAGUGGCCACAACGACAGCUCGAGCUUGUGGAGGAAGUCAUACAGUGACAUUUCCACACAGAAGGACAGCCAGAUUCAACCAAUACUAUUACUACAGAGAAGAUGACACACCAGUCCCAAUUCCUCCGAGGGAUGAAACGGAGCUGAUUGGUCAGGAUGGACAUAUCUACAAAGGACGUUUUGAUGGAAACAUGGGUGGAGUGCCUGAGUUGCCACCGCAGAAUCCUAAAUCUCCAAGAGCCAUGUCGGCGAAAAGAGCUUCUAGUCCUCAGCCUCCUCGCAAUGGCAGUCCAAUAAGUAGGCGUCCACGGUCUGCUGCGGUGCCAACUUCACCAAGGAACCAAGAAGAGGAGGUGGAACCUGCAAGGGUUGUUGUUCAGUGAAAAAGGAUGGAAGCUCUAUAUUAUUAAUAUAAAGUUAUACACUGUGAUAUUUAAUUCAGAGACAGGACGGAGGAUCCUGUCUAUGUGAUUGGCCUUUUGAUUUUAUGCAAACUUUGACUGAGUCUUUACAAGAAAGAGGUAAAAAAAACGCAUUCGA